Macrobrachium nipponense is the source of this 765-nucleotide messenger RNA. Its product is annotated as craniofacial development protein 2-like. The record is from RefSeq and is a predicted model, not a curated record. The transcript is spliced from 2 exons. Lineage: Eukaryota; Metazoa; Arthropoda; Malacostraca; Decapoda; Palaemonidae. Bases 1 to 765 code for a protein of 254 amino acids.
AUGGGCGUGAUGAACUGCAGUUCAAAGGGCUCUAAACCCCAGCCAGAAGAUAGCGAUGAUGAUGAGAAAGAUGAUUUUUACGAAAAGCUCCAGGAGGUUGUAGAACAAACACCAAAGCAUGACAUAGUAGUACAUGUAGUAUUGGGUGACUUUAAUGUUAAGAUUGGGCAUGAAGUAGAUAUAUUGGGCCUAACAAUUGGAAGACAUGGUGCCCAUGAGGUUAGUAGUGAGAAUGGAAUAGGACUUGCUUCAUUUGCUAACUCCAGUGGGAUGGUUGUAGGUGGCGCAAUAUUUUCCCAUAGAGAAAUUCACCAGCUCACAUGGAAUUCACUUGAUGGAAAUACAAGAAAUCAAAUUGAUCACAUACUUAUACAACACAAAUCCAGAGGUUCAUUGCUUGACGUAUGUAGCCUCAAAGGAGUUGAUUGUGAUUCUGACCAACACUUAGGACUCCAGGAAAAUUGUGGAGACAUAGAACAAAUUGUUGUAGAAGCAGCCGAGGAAACCAUUGGGUACGUGAAGAGCACACGUAACAAACAUUGGUUUGGUGGUGACUGCAGAAGAAUAAUAGCGAGUGAAAGGAAACGAACAAAGGAUAGAAUUCUUGCAGAACAAGAAUUAUCAGACACCAGGAGACAAUUCAGGGAGAAAAGAAGGGCAGCAACGAGAAUAAACAGAAGAAAGAAGAGAGAAGCGUUGAAUAAGGAACCUGAUGACAUGGCGAGAGAGAAACAUAAGAAAUGGUACAAUAAAGGAAGGCUAUAG